Messenger RNA from Drosophila obscura, 1435 nucleotides. Its product is annotated as protein tantalus. The record is from RefSeq and is a predicted model, not a curated record. Bases 74 to 991 code for a protein of 305 amino acids. NCBI's taxonomy places the organism in Eukaryota, Metazoa, Arthropoda, Insecta, Diptera, Drosophilidae. The transcript has 2 exons.
GACGCCCACAAAAGAGUUCAAGUUAAAGAAAGGUAAAGGCAAUGCGUGGUUCAGCGGCCAUCAGACAGUCGUAAUGGAUAACAUUGUGCAUAACUUUGCAAACAUCACAUUUCAGCCGAAAGAAUUCGGAUUGUCGGAGAACCGCUCCGGCAGCAGCAGUAGCAGCUUCUCGUGGAGCCUGAAGCCCAUGGCUACGGCCAUGUCUGAUGUGGAGGAGAUGCAGGAUGGGUCCAAGGAAUCGGAGCCCAGCGAGAGCAGCGAUCAAUCCGAUGAGGUGGACUCGCAGCUGAGUCGCGGUGAGGACGAUGACAGCGACUGGCAUAGCGGCAGCAGCCGCAAGGGCAAUAGCUAUAUGACGGGAGGCCGUGCCGGCGUGGCUCGCCGCCGCAUGCCGGCACGCGUCUCCAAGGACCACUUCAACCGCGUCUGCAGUGCCAUCAUGAAGCCCAUCAAGAAGAAUCGUCGCAAAGAGCUGACCACCAAUUCGCAGACGCUCAAAACCAUCGAGAAGAUCUACACCAACAAGCGCAUGAAGAAGUUUACGCCCACAAGUCUCGAGACAAUCUUCGAGGAGCCCAGCGACGAGAAUGCCGCCGAUGUCGAGGACGACAGUGAGGAGUGUUCGAUCAGCAGCCAAGUGCGAAUUGUGAAAUUUGGCAACCGAAAGCUGCGACGCGCCAUUUCCUUCAGUGACGGACUGAACAAGAACAAAAUCCUUCUGAAGAAGCGCCGCCAGAAGGUGAAGAAGACCUUUGGCAAGCGCUUUGCCCUGAAGAAGAUCUCAAUGACCGAAUUUCACGAUCGUCUCAACAAAAGUUUCGACAGUGCAAUGCUCGAGGGCGAUGAAGGCGAUGCCGGAGCUGGAGCUGGAGGAGGAAACGCCGAAGCCAAGACUGCCAUGACCAUGGACGAUAUACAGCUGCCUGCACUGAGCAGCCAGUAUCACAUGCAGCAGCUGCCGCAGCAGCAGCAGCCGGCGGCGUUCGAGUAGAGAGAGACUGAAGCAUCAUUAUUACACUCGUAUAGAUUGUGUCACCGUUUUACACUUACACCCAUUGCAUAAAUUACGAUACUGAUUAGAUAUUACGAAUAGUGUCCAAAUGAAGUGACCGCAGGCAGCUCCCAUUGAAUGCUGCUGCUGCUGGGCCUGCAAUCUUGCCUGCGGUCACCUGUACUGAUACCAAUUAUUGAAGCUAGGAUUACCGAUCAAUCGUUCACAUUAUGUAAUUUCACGACCCUAGCUAUACAGAUCAUCGCGGUAGGAAGUGGAAGUGGCAUCGAGCGUUUCACUACUCAGCCCAUUAAAGUUAUCCUAUCCUAUCCUAGCCCCCACCCUACGAGCAUGUAAAUAGCAAGUAAUCUAAAUUUAUCAUCCAGCCAUAGAAUACGAUUCUGUGCGUAGUCCGUAAGUCCAGAAUAAAUGUUGUAAAGAAAA